AUGGAAACAGCAACCCUAGUUGCUAUCUCUAUAUCUGGUUUACUUGUAAGUUUUACUGGGUAUGCUUUAUAUACUGCUUUUGGGCAACCCUCUCAACAACUAAGAGAUCCAUUCGAAGAACACGGAGACUAG
Messenger RNA from Arachis duranensis, 132 nucleotides. Lineage: Eukaryota; Viridiplantae; Streptophyta; Magnoliopsida; Fabales; Fabaceae. The record is from the annotation of a RefSeq genome assembly.